AUGCGCAGUUUCUCUGAGCCGUGCGUCCCAGGCGCGGUUCCACACGCUUUUCCAACAAGAGCCGGAGAUGCGCCCCUUCGAGGGACUGUCCUGAGCGGACCCCCGCUGGUCUCAGCCAUGACUGUAUCCCCUCGAGGGUCUGCAGAGCCCCGCUUGGAUCCGAUGAUUCACACGUCUCCGCCGGGUCAGUCUGCGAUUUUGUGUCGGCCUCACGAAAUUCUGGAGGGAGGGGAGAUGCAAGACGAUCAGCCCAAAGUUUAUUUGGAGGCCGGCGACCUUUGGAGACAAUUCCACAAACGCGGCACUGAAAUGAUCAUUACAAAGUCCGGGAGGCGCAUGUUCCCGCCGCUCAGGACCAGGUGCGUCGGGAUGGAUAGAAAGGCCAAAUACAUUCUCCUGAUGGACAUCGUGGAGGCCGAUGACUGCAGGUACAAGUUUCAUAACUCCCGCUGGAUGGUGGCAGGGAAGGCGGACCCGGAGAUGCCCAAACGCAUGUACCUCCACCCGGACAGUCCGGCCACGGGGGAGCAGUGGAUGUCCAAAGUGGUCAACUUCCACAAACUCAAACUGACCAACAACAUGUCGGACAAACACGGAUAUACAAUUCUCAACUCGAUGCACAAAUACCAGCCGAGGUUCCACAUAGUGAAGGUAAAUGACAUCCUCAAGCUGCCGUACAGCACCUUCAGGACCUAUGUCUUCUCUGAGACUGAGUUCAUCGCAGUGACAGCGUAUCAGAACGACAAGAUCACGCAGCUGAAAAUAGACAACAAUCCUUUCGCCAAGGGAUUCAGAGAAAUGGGCAAUGGGAGAAGAGAAAAGAGGAAACUACAACAUUCAUCACAAAAACCUAAAGAGAUGCGGAUGACCAACCUGAAACCUGAGCCUAUUCAAGAUACACCUCAACAAUAUUCCGACAAUCCCGAAUCUCCAGAUGCCGAUGAAAGUGAUGUUGAUGAAAAUGAUCAUGUUGUGGACAUUAUUCAAGAGAAGAAAGAAGCGAAACCAGGGCCAAAGGUUUCCAUCACAGGCAGCAGGGUACAGACUCCAGACCGAACACAGAGAGAAACCGACUCAAGAAGCAGCCGCGUCCUCAGUACAACAGCUGAUGGAGCGAGUGGAUCUGAGCCACAAGACUCAGAGAAGGAAGAAAUGUGCAAAUUACACAGCAACGAUGCUCAGAGUUGCGUUUAUCCACUGGAAUCAAACAGCCACCUGUGGGAUCCGAGCAGACCCAGCAGUGUAUACCGCUCUGCUCAGGUGAACACCUGGAACAGCUGCACCGCUGUGGACAGAGCGGCAUCGUGUGGACUGGACCCGGCAGCAGCUGUCAGGACUCCAUCAGCUGCAGGGUUUCCCUUCAGCCUCCAACAGCACGCACUGGUGCAGGACCUGUUGGGUCUUUCCCACUUUGGAGGCCUUGUGUUUUAUCCCUACACCAGCCUCUCUCUACGGUCCAAAGUGGAUUUCAGAGCCUGCCCGAGUGUCCACAGCCGGGACUACUUCACCUCUCCGAUGUUAUCUUCAUCUGUUCCUCGUGUGAUUGGCGGCGCAUUUAAAUAUCUCAUCCCUGAUCUGCUACUGCUGCCCACAACAGAGCAGGAGAACUUGGUUGAUGAUGCUGACAUUGACUGCAGUAAGGACGAGUCACAAACAGGGAGACAAUUCUGA
Messenger RNA from Limanda limanda (common dab), 1671 nucleotides. RefSeq names its product T-box transcription factor 3b (gene tbx3b). Gene Ontology annotation, molecular function: RNA polymerase II cis-regulatory region sequence-specific DNA binding; DNA-binding transcription factor activity, RNA polymerase II-specific. Bases 1 to 1671 code for a protein of 556 amino acids. Gene Ontology annotation, biological process: heart looping; central nervous system development; cardiac chamber development. The record is from RefSeq and is a predicted model, not a curated record. NCBI's taxonomy places the organism in Eukaryota, Metazoa, Chordata, Actinopteri, Pleuronectiformes, Pleuronectidae. The transcript is spliced from 7 exons. Gene Ontology annotation, cellular component: nucleus.